AUGAAGACUCGCGAUCGUCGGGUGAAAUCAGUCUCCCAAAGAAAAACACAAGACAAAAAAGGUACGCAAGAAAUAUCCCGUGGCAGCAAGCGGGAUAGGACAACUGGAACGGCUCACAGUGGCGAUACUCAAGGAAAAUCACACGCGCGUGCUAAGAGAUCCGGUGUGGAGGCUGUAAAACUACAUCUCAAGGCAACAGGGGACCCUGGAAGGACUUCACGAUCUGCAACUGCGGCGAUACGUAUAAAAGUUCGUAAAACUAGCGUCCGAAUGACUGCGAUAAAGGAAUAUCCUUUCGACCUGAGUGAUCUUCAGAACCAGCCAGUUGCUGGUGAAGAUAAACCUUCUGCACUACAGCAGAUCACAGUUCCCACGCGGAAAAAAUCAAAACUCUCGGUCGGCUCCCAAGACGGGAAGAGAAAAGUAUCCAUAAUGGCCGACGAAUCUAGCAAAGACCGAGAAAAUCUGCCAUCUGAAAGAGAAAGGAAUGGCAAUGUAUCAGCUAAAGCGGAAGGGCCUUCGCGGCGCAAAAGCAAUCUUCACAAUGUCAUGGCAGGAGAUAUGGAUAACUCUUGGGAUCGGCAGGGACACAUCGAAGGCAGAUUUAAGAAAUAUUCCACCACAUCCUCUGUCUACUCAAAGAAAGCAAUUUCACAGCAAAGUGAAUACAUAGAAAGGUCUUGGUGGUACGCUUGUUGUGCGAAGUGUCAUACAGAGGAUUCCGGGAUUCCUUCGUGGGAACCACCGAAUUGGCAGAAAGUCUGCCCUUUUCCACUAUGUCCAUCCUACCGACAAUUCGCACAAAAUAUUUCAGUAUUAAUUAUUGGAAUUUUGGUCUGGGUGACUAUAUGGAUCAUUAUGGGCGACACGGCAGCACCUGGUGGACAGUUGUUUAUGUUGUCGAUACUAACUAUCGUCGCGUAUUUUGGAGGCAUGUUAUUAAUGAAACUUACUACGCUACCAGCGCUCAUCGGAAUGCUUUUUGUUGGAAUAAUUAUGAAAAACAUAGGCUUUGUCAACUUUGACGAAGAUUACCAACAUGUUACAUCUUAUAUAAGGAAAAUUGCUUUAACAAUUAUUUUAACAAGAGCUGGUUUGGAUCUAGACCCCAUUGCCAUGAAGAAACACUUCUUUACUGUCGUCAAGUUAGCCUUAGUACCUUGGACUUUUGAGUGCUUGCUCUGCGCAGUACUAGCGUUCUUCUUCCUUGGACUACCUUGGGACUGGGCUUUCCUGCUAUCUUCCAUCGUAGCAGCAGUGUCACCGGCGGUGAUCGUUCCAUGUCUAUUUCGACUCAGAGAAAAGGGUUACGGUGUAUCCAAGGGUAUACCCACACUGGUGCUGGCCGUGUCUGGUGUGGAUGAUGCGGCGAGUGUUGCCGUUUUCGGCAUCAUCUUAUCCAUCAUGUUCUCUACUGUUUCAGUCACAAUGAAUAUUAUUCAAGGCCCUCUGAGUAUAAUCGGUGGCAUUGUAUUGGGCGUAGUGUGUGGUUACUUAGUGAAAUAUAUUCCUGAACGCAACGACGCCUUUCUUGUACCUCUGAGAGUUCUUUUGAUUCUUAUCGGCGGUCUGGCAAUGGUACUAGGAUCUGAAGAAAUUGGUUGGGGUGGCUCUGGGCCCUUAGCUGUGAUUGCUUAUUCCUUCUUUGCCUGCAAAAAUUGGACAGAACUUGGUUGGGAACUAGAAGAUAAUCCCGUUGCAACAGCUUUCGAAGUCUUCUGGAUGUUCUUUGAACCUAUGCUCUUCGCUGUUACUGGUGCGCAAGUAGUUAUUGUAGAGCUAGAACCUCAUUUGGUAUUAGUAGGCGGAGGUAUACUGGUCGCAUGUGUGGUUCUACGUGCCAUAGUAACCAGUGCCUGUGCUGUUCGAAGUAACCUUAAUAUGAAAGAAAAAGUAUUCGUGGGUCUGUCAUGGAUGGCCAAAGCCACAGUACAGGCAGCAUUAGGCCCCGUGGCAUUAGAUGAAGUCCGCAAGAUGGCUGGCAUAGAGCCGGAUCCAGUGCUGGUAGGAUAUGCUGAAACUGUUCUCACCGUUUGCAUAAUGUCUAUUGUCAUCACGGCACCAAUUGGAGCUAUCAUCAUCACUCUCAUGGGCCCUAAACUACUUUCCAGAACAACUAAGCCGCCGGUGCUAGAAGGUUGGCGCCGAUCUCACCGUCCGUCUAUCCGUGAUAUUUCAAUUAUCGACGAGGAAGAAGUCGCAGAACGCGAUGCCGAGGCUGAAGCACAGACAUCAGUCCCUGGCAGCCCAGCAACACCUGCUGCAUACAGCACGCCGGCACCCAUCACCGUUCAACCCGCAAACCACUCUUAA
Molecule: messenger RNA, 2313 nt
Organism: Arctia plantaginis
Lineage: Eukaryota; Metazoa; Arthropoda; Insecta; Lepidoptera; Erebidae
Source: the annotation of a GenBank genome assembly